Messenger RNA from Ruditapes philippinarum (Manila clam), 3674 nucleotides. Its product is annotated as very long-chain specific acyl-CoA dehydrogenase, mitochondrial-like. Lineage: Eukaryota; Metazoa; Mollusca; Bivalvia; Venerida; Veneridae. Gene Ontology annotation, molecular function: flavin adenine dinucleotide binding; very-long-chain fatty acyl-CoA dehydrogenase activity; fatty-acyl-CoA binding. The coding region runs from base 90 to 1976 and encodes 628 amino acids. The record is from RefSeq and is a predicted model, not a curated record. The transcript has 18 exons.
GUCCCUUAACCGGAAGUGACGUAAACAGUAAUUGUUCAUCCCCGGUGACUGACAGAUCGCGACGAGUUGUACGACGCACACUUGAAAAGAUGUUUCGGUCAUCUCUCAGAGUAACAGCUGCUUUGAAGAACACGAAACUGCAGCCCCAGAUUCUCCAAAACUGGCAAGAAUGUUUGGCUGUUUCUCAGACCAGAAAUGUGAGUGAGGAAUCUAAGUCCUUUGGUUUGAAUCUGUUUAGAGGUCAAGGCAAAGCAGAGCAGGUUCUCCCUUUCCCACAAGUUCUAAAUGAAGAACAGAAGGAGAACCUGCAGAUGUUUGUUGAUCAAACAGCAAAAUUCUUCGAGGAAACAAAUGAUUCAUCAAAGAAUGAUCUUCUUGAAAAAGUUGAGGAGGGAACAAUGGAAGGACUUAAAGCCCUUGGUGCAUUUGGACUUCAGGUUCCAACUGAACUUGAUGGAGUUGGUUUAACAAACACACAGUAUGCGAGGCUUGUAGAGAUUGUAGGGGCUCAUGAUUUAGGUGUUGGAAUAGUACUUGGAGCACAUCAGUCUAUAGGGUUUAAGGGAAUUCUUUUGUUUGGUAAUCCAGAGCAAAAGAAAAAAUACUUGCCUAAACUUGCCGCAGGUGAGAAUAUUGCUGCCUUCUGUCUUACUGAACCUGCAAGUGGAUCAGAUGCUAGUUCAAUUAAAACAAGAGCAGUAUUAUCGGGUGAUGGUAAACAUUACAUUCUAAAUGGAAGCAAAAUUUGGAUCAGUAACGGAGGCUUGGCUGAGAUAUUUACUGUCUUUGCUCAGACACCAGUUAAAGAUGAAAAGACUGGUGAGACGAAGGACAAAGUGACAGCAUUUAUUGUGGAGAGAAGUUUUGGUGGUGUUACAAAUGGCCCUCCAGAGAAGAAGAUGGGUAUUAAAUGUUCAAACACUGCUGAGGUGUAUUUUGAAGAUGUAAAAAUACCAGUGGAAAAUGUACUUGGAGGGGAAGGUGGAGGAUUUAAGGUUGCUAUGAACAUCUUAAACAAUGGAAGAUUUGGUAUGGUAGCUGCUCUAUCUGGGACCAUGAAGUAUUGUAUACAGAAAGCCGUAGACCAUGCAUCAUCAAGGGUACAGUUUGGCAGCAAUAUCCACACCUUUGGAACUAUUCAGGAAAAAAUCUCACAGAUGGCAAUUAAACAUUAUGUUGCUGAGUCUAUGGCAUACAUGAUCUCUGCUAAUAUGGACCAAGGUUUUAAAGACUUUCAGAUUGAGGCUGCUAUUGGAAAGAUUUAUGCAUCUGAGGGUGCCUGGUUUUGUGCAGAUGAAGCUAUUCAGAUCCUUGGUGGAAUGGGAUACAUGAGGGACUGCGGAAUUGAGAGGGUAAUGAGAGAUUUGAGAAUUUUCCGUAUCUUUGAGGGAACCAAUGACAUUCUUCGUCUGUUUAUUGCACUCACUGGUAUGCAGUAUGCCGGUGCUCACUUAAAGGAGGUUCAAAAAGCCAUGAAAAACCCAAUGGCUAACAUCGGAACAGUGGCAAGCUUUGCUUCUAAAAUGGCAGUGAGGAAAAUGGGUGGAAGCACAGGAUCAGUGUCUUUACAUUCUGACCCAUCAGUUCACGCUGAUCUCGGCUCGUCUGCAAAACUGGCAUCAAAAGCCAUUGAAGAUUUUGGCGGCACUGUAGAUCAAUUAUUGAUAAAGUAUGGCAAGAAAAUAAUGAAUGAACAAAUGGUAUUGAAUAGAGUGGCUGAUGCAGCUAUAGAUAUUUACGGGAUGGUGUCAGUGUUGUCCCGUGCUUCAAGGUCACUCAACAAUAAAUACUCCAGUUCUGAAUCCGAGUCAGCAAUGUGCCAAGUUUUCUGUUCACAGGCUUCUGUCAGGGUUCAAGAUAAUUUAGCAUUGGCUGUGUCCGACAAAAACAAGAAAAUUUUCGAACAGAUGUCUAAGAUUUCCGAGGAUGUUAUUAAGAAAGGUGGCACAGUUCAGGAACAUCCACUUGGAUUUUAAUUAGAGGACAAUUGUGAACAAUUUUGUUUCAUACAAAAAGGACAAACAUUUUAGUGCAAAGUUACUGUGAUCUAGAUUUGACAACAUUUUGAUAUAUUUUGAGCAAUUCAUUUCUCUAUAAAUACUAGUGAUAUUUUCAGAAGUUUUUCUCUUGUUUCUUCUCUUCACAUUAAAUCUUUUUUUUUAUGAAAUUGUUAUGAAAUAUAGAUUAUAGUUUAUAUAUAAUUUAUAAAAAGAUUGUUUUAUUGGUACAAAAUAUAUGUUAUCAUUCCUCUUUUGUUUUGGAUUGCAAAUUUUUAAAAAUAGUUUUUGUGCAUUUAUGCUUAGUGUGACUUACUUGUGAAUUACUUAAAUACUUCUUACAUGAAAAAAAAAUAAAAAAAUAUGUAUGCUGUGACCUAUUAUUACAGUUGUUUGACGCUCAAUCCAUGUAAACAUAAAAACUCAAGUUACGAUGUAAACAUAACUCUCGACUCAACACCUGUUCAGGUUUAGCCUGGAAGCUGGCAAGUGUUUAGAUCAGGGAAAUUAAAAGAAAAACCAAAAAAGUUUCAGGUUGAUAAAACAAAGAGAAAUUAAAAAUAACCCUCUUAUUAUUAUUUUUCAAUUCUGAUAAAGUAGAAAAUAUUUGAUUAGAUGCAAAAAACAUUUCAUUAUUUUCAUCAACAUGUAGGUUGUAUGAUGCUAUUAUUUGUGUUACAAGCUUUAUGAAAUAUUUUUAAAUAGAUUUUGAGAACAUUUAUUACCUCAAAAAAGUAUUUGUUAUUUUUGUUUAUAAUGUUAUGUAUAUAUUAUUUUCUGAAUCAUUCAAAGUGUGGUGUGAAGACAUUAGAUGAUAAUUUAACAUAUACUGAUUGUAUGUAUAGUACACUUUCCGUAUUGUUAAUUUUGAACACUUUAUUAUUAUUUAAAGGAUGUUUUUGUUAAAAUAGUUCUUCAUUUUAUGAAAUACUUGAAAACUUAAGUUAACUGUUUAUGCUAGCUGAUAUGGAAAUUUAAACAAAUGGUGAUUGCAGUCCAUGAACAAAAAUUGUCUGAAAAAGUAGAAAAAAAAUGUUGAUUAUUUUGUGUGAUUGUUUGUUUCAUUUCUUUGUUUAUGUUGCACUUUCUUUGGCAAUGUAUUUGUCUCUCAAUUAUACCUAUUUCAUAAAUAUUUUGCCAUUUAAGAAAUCAUUUUAGACAUCAUUAUUCAACUACACCAAAAACUUAAAGGGAAUUAUUGGAAGGGUGGCAGUAUCAAUAUCAUUUUAUCACUUUGAGUGCUUGAUACUAUAUGGUGUUUUUUGCUAUAAUAACUUGUUGUGCUCAGAUGUGUUCAGGGAAUAUGUUAUUUGUUGCCUUAAUGCAAGAAUAGUAUAACUUAGUACAAUAGUCUUAACUUGAAAACAGAAGACAGUAAAACAAAUACAUGUAUAUCACAAUAUAUGUAUCCUUUACAUAAAACAAAGACCUGUGAAUAUGAACACUAUUUUGAAUGUUUGCUGUAAAUAUUCAUAAAAUAUGCAACUCAUGUAGAUUAAUCAUUAUAUAGACAAAGGUUUGGUGAUUCUAUAAUGUACUGUGUGUCUUCAAAUUGUGAUUGUGUAUGAAGCACACUAUUUUCAUUUUCUUUUUACAUGAAAACAGUUUAUAACCAGUCUUUUUGUAAAUGAAAAGAUUAAAAAAAAAAUAGAAAUGAAAAUAAAAAUUAUGAAAGAA